Esox lucius (northern pike) is the source of this 6252-nucleotide messenger RNA. Its product is annotated as histone-lysine N-methyltransferase KMT5B. NCBI's taxonomy places the organism in Eukaryota, Metazoa, Chordata, Actinopteri, Esociformes, Esocidae. Gene Ontology annotation, molecular function: histone H4K20 methyltransferase activity; protein binding. Bases 470 to 3370 code for a protein of 966 amino acids. The record is from RefSeq and is a predicted model, not a curated record. The transcript has 10 exons. Gene Ontology annotation, cellular component: nucleus.
ACAUCCGAGAAUUUUUACAAAGUAAUUGUCUUGUUAUUUCUUGAAAGUAUCCGUGCAACCUUGAUUGCAGUAUCGAAACAACUGAAUACAUCUUCUGUCAUAAACUAUUGGACAUGAUCGUGGCCGAAUGACGAGAAUGGCUCGAUUAUUCCUUGGGUCUAUUUCUUCUGGGUGGCAGUACUGCGCCUUUCUCCUCGCUCCUGUGCUAGCCGCCAUCUUGAAUUUUAAUGUUAAUUUCUGGAAAAAAAAUAGUUUCCUCCGAUAUUUUCGUUUACGGUCUUGUGCCAAUCCUGGAUUAUUAUUCAAGGAUUAUCUGUUGUUACUGCUCAUUCUACAAUAAAUAAUUACCUAACCCGGGUGCCUGUGCACUCCACCCUCAGGUGGCGACCCCUAGCUCCCGGCCUUCCCCUGUCCAGAGCUCUGUCUCGACUCGCUGACUAAAUGCAACGGGACCCGGGGGCUUGUGGGCAUGAAGUGGCUGGGCGAAUCCAAGAACAUGGUGUUAAAUGGCAGCCGGCGACACUCGAGCAAGUACUCCUCUAGUGAGCAGCAGCUUGUGGGCCAGAGCCAGACCCGCUCUCAGCAGCACCCGCAGAGGAGCUCCCUACGGUCGGCCACGGGCAGCAGGAGGUGUAGCCGCCGGUUCAGUGCGGCCAGCCUGGAGGCUGAGCGUCGCUAUGUCCCGUCCUCCGGCAUGACGGCCAAGGAGCUGUGUGAACACGAUGACCUCACCACCUGCCUGAUCCUUGACCCCUAUUUAGGGUUUCAGACACACAAGAUGAACACCAGGUUUCGGCCAAUCAAAGGGAGACAAGAGGAGCUGAAGGAGAUCAUUGAGCGGUUCAAGAAGCACGACAACCUGGAGAAAGCAUUCAGAGCUCUCACCUCUGGAGACUGGUCCAGACAUCACUUCCUGCACAAGUCUAAAGCACAAGAGAAGCUUUUCAAACAGCAUGUUUUUGUUUAUCUCCGGAUGUUUGCUACUGAUAGUGGGUUUGAGAUUCUCCCGUGCAAUCGCUACUCUUCAGAGCAAAACGGAGCCAAGAUUGUCGCAACGAAGGAAUGGAAACGAAAUGAUAAGAUUGAAUAUCUAGUGGGCUGCAUUGCCGAGCUUUCAGAGAGCGAGGAGAACAUGUUGCUUCGCCAUGGGGAGAAUGACUUCAGCGUCAUGUACUCCACACGCAAGAACUGUGCUCAGCUUUGGCUGGGACCAGCAGCCUUCAUUAACCACGAUUGUCGGCCGAACUGCAAGUUUGUGUCGACAGGACGUGACACAGCCUGCGUCAAGGUGCUGAGAGACAUCGAACCGGGGGAGGAGAUCUCAUGUUACUAUGGCGAUGGAUUCUUUGGGGAAAACAAUGAACAUUGUGAAUGCUACACAUGUGAACGACGCCUCACUGGUGCUUUCAAAUCCAAAGCUGGGCUGCCGGCGGAGGCUCCGGUGAUCAACAGCAAGUACGGGUUACGGGAGACGGACAAGCGCCUGAACCGGCUGAAGAAGAUGGAGCUGGGAGAGGGCAGCCGGAGCUCGGACAGUCACUCGGUCGGCUCCCACACCGACAUAGACUCUCAGGACACACCAAAAACACACACAUCUGUAAGGAAAAGGACUUCCUCUAGUAAGUUCAGCAAAACCAGGACUCAAACCAGACAGUCUCUUCCCAGGGCUCUCACCUCUACCUCACCUUCUAAACAAAGUCAUAUAGACAGUAACAGGGUACCAAAGAGACUAAGAUCCAAACCCGCCAAGUCUUCCCUCUCCAAAGUGCGGUUGCGGAGUCGGGUUUGCAGCACGGGCAGAGGGUCGGAAUCCAAGGCGGCGGCGGGGGCGGCGUCCGGGACCCGAGGAGGGGAGACGGUGGGUCCCGGGCCGGGCCGCCUCGGUCUCCGUGAGUCCAGAACGUCCUCGCUGUGUAAGGCGGGCGUGUCUGUGAAGAAGGAGAAGGAUACGGAGGGACCGGUCCAAACCGCUCUGGGCCAGCGAGGGUGUUUGACCCGCCACGCGGCCAAGGAGAACAACACGCCGACAGCCUGCGAGAGCAUCCCAAACCAGCCUUGUACUUACAGAACUCGCAGGUCCACCAGGACCCUGGUGAAGGCCCAGGAAGCUGCCGCCGGCUUGGCCGGAGUUAAACUAGAGCCGGUGGGCCUGGAAGGCCACAGCGCCGUCCUCGGUGGGGUAGUGAUUAAAACCGAGCCCGCUGACCUGGAGGAGUAUCUGGGCCACGGGCUGGGGGGUCUGGAGCUGGCCGGGCGUCUGAACACGAAAAGAGGAGCCGGUACCAGGCGCAGUCGGCUCACUCAGCUCCGUCCUGAGCGGACGAUAAAACGCGAGGACUCUGCGUACGGCGAGCCUGUCACGCCGGUGGCUACGGCCCCGGUGGCGUCCUCCCGUAAACCCGGCCACCGCCACACCGACGCCGACACGGCGGACUGCGGCACGAUGCUGCUGGGCUUCCCCGUCUCGGAGCGGCACUGGGACUACCACGGCGUGGCCAAUGGCAGCAAGCCCCUCCGGAGGAACCGGGACAAGGGACGGGAGAAGGGCCGACGGGACAAAGACAAGGGGUGCUACCGGAGCCGCAGGGCGGAGCGGCGCGGCAGGGGGGACCGAUCGCAGGGCAAGGGGAAGAAGAAGCGUCGGAUUACGCGCUACGACGCCCAGCUGAUCCUGGAGAACAGCGGCGGAAUCCCAAAGCUGACCCUCCGCCGGCGGAGGGACAGCAGCAGCAGCAAGACCAACGAGCCCAACGAGGGGGAGCCGAUCGGCACACAGCAGCAGGCCAGCAGCACCACAACCGCUCUGCCGCCCACGGGCCAGCCCGCGGGCAACUCCUCUACGUCGGCCUCCUCCAAGAUUAGCAUCAAGUUCAGUAAGGACCGCUCGCAGGACCGGGAGAGGGGCAGCUCGUGCAGCUCCUACCACGUGUCCAAGCUGAACAACGGGUUCGGAUCGCCCGGGCACCACGGUACCGGCAGCUCCACCAAGCUGAAGAUCCAGCUUAAGCGCGAGGACGACAGCCGGAGGGUCACCCAGACGCACCCCGACAACAGCUCCUUGAACGGGGAAGUGGUGGGGGGCGGGUUGGGCGGUGGGGGCUUCAGCCUGGAGGCCCGGAACGGUGGGAACCACGGAGUGCACCGGACACAGAACAUAGUGGUUGAUGAUUCUUCGUCUGAUGAGGUAGAAGAGGAGGAGGAGGAUGAUGAUGAGGAUGAUGAGGAUGACUACUUUGACGAUGAGUUUGAAGACGAUUUCAUUCCGCUUCCCCCGGCAAAACGGUUGCGUCUCAUCGUGGGGAAAGACUCUAUAGACAUCGAUAUCUCCUCCAGGAGGAGGGAAGACCAGUCUCUGAGGCUCAAUGCCUGAUAAGCUCUCUGGAUGGAAGUCGUUACUGUGUCCAAAAUGGCACCCUCUUUCCCAAACAGAAAACAGCUUUCAAUGAGCUCUUGUAGCUCUCUUCAAAAGUAGUGUACUGUCUAGUUAAUAGGGUGCUAUUUGGAACGUAGGCUCAAUCCACCUUUACAUGUAAAUAAAACACGACUCACUAAUCAACUGUCCUGUUGAUGUAAAAGAAGUACAGUCAUUUAAAAAACUCAAACUAAAAAGUUGCUGAAAAUUAAAAAAAAGAAUAAUAAUCAAAACAAGUUAUUUUUUUUCUGUACAUUUAAAGUGAAUGCACUUGUGUUUUAUUAUUCAUAAUGAACAUGAAUAUUGUAGAAAGUGUACAGUUAUUAUGGUGGCUACUCUGUCCUGAAGGCAGACUUUUACUGAACUUUAUUUUAUUAUAAUUUUUUUUUGUCUCAGUACGCAAUUCUAAUUUCUGUUGGCAAACAAAGACCUUUUUGUUAAACACUUACUAUAUGGGAAUAUCAGUCCAGUAACAUUGUGACGAGAUCGGUCUGUUUUUGGUUGUGCCUAGUUUCCAUUGUCAUAUCAGGUCUGCUCGUUACCACACAGUCCCGCCCCACCAUGGCAUUCUGGUGGGCUUAUCAACCUCAUCAUGAUCGGACGCAUUGUCUUAGUUCAAUGGGAAAACAAACUGGAAUUCUGAAUGCUAGUUGGAAUUUACUCUAACGAUGUGUCUCUUCCCAUGCAAACUGGCUGUUCUCUGGUAUUUCCAGAAGAAAAUAAAUGAUUAGCUACGUUGACUUCGUAAUUAUGUAGGAGGUGGGGAUUUAGCAUUUGUGAAGUAUAUGGGUUUGCAUUUGGUGAAGUUAUAAACUUGUUGGUAAUAAUCGCCAGCAGGCAGCCUCAACUAAAAGUACAGCUAUCAUGCUUUGAAGAAAUUGGCGUUAAAAAACAUUUAUAGAUUGAUUUUUAUAAAUAAUGUUAUUUAACUGCCGAAAAUGCUGUUUUCGGCUGUUUAUUUUCUUAGGAAGGGAUGUCAAAGGUCAGCAUGUGGAGGAAAGUCUGAGCUCAGGGAUGAUAGGCGAGUUACCCCACUAGUAAUUACCCGUCAAAAGGCCAUUCACGUACAUUUUCUAGGUGUACAUGGUAAAUUCCCACUUCCAACAAACAGCAUUAAAGCAAACCGCAAUGUUUACACUACAUUAUGAUAUGUAUUGGGUAUUUAAGGGAGGAAAUGGACCAAUGUUCUAGUAAUUUCUGCUUCACUUCUAGAGCCUCUGAUGGUUUUACCCACAUGGUAAACGGAAAGUAGCAACUUAAAAAAAAGAAAUUGCUGUAUACCCUCUUACCCAUAACCCUCUCUGGUCAAUGGAAACAUGGCACUCUGGUGGUUCAAUCAGUAACACUAAUCCAGUGGAUCCCAACCUGGGGUAUUAGGACCCAUGCUGAUACUUCACCUGUCCACAGGGGGACUUCAGUUACCAGGCUUAUUGGUUAAAAGACAUUUGCAGCACUUCUGAGUAACUCAAGAGUCUAGUAAAUAUUCAGUUGGCAGUACUGUUACCAAAAUGGUUGGGAACCACUGCAGCAAUCAGUGAAAAGGUCAAUUCAUGGGUUGAGUAGCAUACAUGUAUGUGAUAUCUGUAUGCUUUUAUUUUAUAAACAUGCAAUCAUGAAGUUAAAAUAGUGUCGAAGAAGUAAUGUAUUGAAAGACUGUUCAUGUUCUGGAAAUUAUUUAAAAUGCAUAAACAUAUUAGUAGUUUAUUAGAUCCCCUGAAGAAAGAAAAAUUACCAUUAUGGAAAAAGUAUUUAUAGAAUAAUUUAGAAGAUUAGUUACUUAAGGGCUAUAAUGCCCCACUCCCAGUCUUUCUGUAUAUUAUUUUGAGUUAUUUUAGGGCUGGUAUCCCAGACACCAAUUAAAGCCUAGUUCUGGACUACAAAAGCUGUUUCGAUAGAUAUUCUCCAUUAAACGUGCUUUUUUGUCAAUGACCAGGAAACUGGUCUUUAGUGUAAAAACUGCCAAACAUUAUCAAGGGAUCAACUGAGAUGAAUGUUAACCCCUGUUUUCUGUUCUCCUGUACUGUUCAUAUCACCAGCAAGCAGCUAAUCACAGUUAUAAACCAGGGUUGUGUUGAUUUGGGUGCUAAAUGGAACAAAAAGAGUGCUUCCUUUCCAAUGUUGAACUCGUUUUUUGUUUUCUUUUAGAAAAUGCUGUGGUAUUUAAACCUCUCCACAGGGACCCCGAGGCAGAUGCUGUUUCAUUUGUUUCGUCUAACUAGCAUGCCUGAUUCAACUUCUCAAUGAAUCACCAAUCCCUUGAAUAUGUGAAUUGGGGCAUGGUAGUUUAGAGCUCCUAGCAAACAAUAGUGAAACGCGGGUCCACGUGGAGAUGUUUGAGAACCACCACCUUAAUGAACACGACCCAGGCUAUAUUUGUACCUCCACUGUAGGGCCCCUCGGUCAGAUGGCACGUUCCCCUGCUCAUAGGACCGCAGCAUCAGCUAACAGAUUUCUAGAACACAGUGUGUGACGUGGAUAGCCGAUAUUUGAAAAUUCCUAUUUAGGCGUUGUGAGAUCUCAAUCAUGCCUACUGUCUGAGCAGAGGAAAGGGUCUAGUCUGGCUCCAUUUUUCACUCUGUACUGUUCUGGGUCUACUGUUUGUGUGCUCUUUGUUCGGUAGCCAGCUGUCUACAUUUCUGAUGGAUGGAAUUAAAAAGAAAUGUGAAUGGUUUGCGGACAUUUUAGAGUGUUCUGUGCAGUAGGGGGAAACACUUCAGCAUAAUUUGAAAGGAGGGCAGUGCUUAUGUAAGUCACAUGAACACGCCUUGUACUUAUUUAACAGUUUUGAAUACUUGAAAACAACAUUGUUUCUUUGUGAGAAUAAACUCUUUUUCUGUGUA